This is a messenger RNA of Melanotaenia boesemani (Boeseman's rainbowfish), 2730 nucleotides long. RefSeq names its product choline transporter-like protein 2. Lineage: Eukaryota; Metazoa; Chordata; Actinopteri; Atheriniformes; Melanotaeniidae. Gene Ontology annotation, cellular component: membrane. Gene Ontology annotation, biological process: transmembrane transport; choline transport. Gene Ontology annotation, molecular function: choline transmembrane transporter activity. The transcript is spliced from 22 exons. The record is from RefSeq and is a predicted model, not a curated record. The coding region runs from base 80 to 2191 and encodes 703 amino acids.
UUUGUUUGCAACAGAUCGGGGAUAAGACGUUACAGUUUCUCUGAACAUUUCAGCUUUUAGCCUGGGAAAGAAUUUCAACAUGCCAGAGGAAGAAGAAUUUUAUGGAAAGCAUGGCCAGCCGAGAAAGUAUGAUCCCACCUUCACAGGUCCGAUCCAGAACAGGGGCUGCACAGACAUUGUCUGCUGCAUCUUCUUCAUUCUUGCCGUGCUGGGUUAUAUAGCAGUGGGAAUACUCGCCUUUUCCCAGGGUGACCCCAAGAAGGUGAUCUACCCGACAGACAGUCAAGGCCAGUUCUGCGGGCAGGCCGGCACGCCACUCGAGAAGAAAAAAAUCCUGUUCUACUUCAACAUCAUGAAGUGUGCCAGCCCCAUGGUGCUGCGGGAGUUUCAGUGUCCAACUACACAGAUAUGUGUGGAGAGCUGCCCUGAUAAGUUCAUGACGUUAGUCAAAGCCUACAGCAACCAAAAGGACUUUGACUUCUACAAAAACUUCUGCAAGGAAGGUGUGACUUCAUCAAUGGGCGCACCACAAAUCCUCAGUGAGGGUCUCUGUCCUGCCAUGCUGAUGCCCAGCAAGCCCAUCACUCGUAGGUGCUUCCCAAGUUUGGACAUGAAAGGUGGUGUGAUAACCGAAGGAAACAGCUCUACGUUUGAAGAUGGAACCGGAAACAUCAGAAACGCCAAGGAUCUUGUGGAUGGAGUAAAGAACGCCACUGUGGUUAUUGAGGCUCGUCAGGUGGUGAUGAAAAUCUUUGAGGAUUACACACAGUCCUGGUACUGGAUCAUCAUAGGGUUGGUUAUUGCCAUGCUCACCAGUCUGCUAUUCAUUGUCCUCCUGCGCUUCCUGGCCGGUAUCAUGAUCUGGGUCAUGAUUGCCAUGGUGAUACUGGUGAUUGGAUACGGUAUUUUCCACUGCUACAUGGAGUACGCUUCCCUUAAAGGAGAACCAGGCGCUAACGUGACUCUGCAGGAACUGGGCUUCCAGACAGACCUCUCUGUCUACCUGCAGAUCAGACAUACCUGGCUGGCCUUCAUGAUUAUCCUGGUUAUCGUGGACGUCUUCAUCAUCCUGAUGCUGAUCUCCCUCAGGAGGAGGAUCCGCUUCACCAUUGCUGUCAUUAAAGAAUCCAGCAAAGCCAUUGGACAUGUGAUGGGUUCCCUUUUCUACCCACUCUUCACUUUGUUCCUCCUGGUCUUGUUCAUCGCCUGCUGGGCAGUAACGGCUGUUUUCUUGUCUACUUUUAAUGAACCGAUCUACAAAGUGUUCAACGAGAUGGCGUGUGAGUACUCCAGAGCAACGUGUAACCCAGCUAACUACUCAACAAGUCCCAUGAAGACGCAGUGCCCCAACUCCCAGUGCCUUUUUGCUUUCUACGGUGGAGAAACGGCUUACCACAAAUACCUGAACGGCCUGCAGUAUUACAACUUCUUCCUCUUCUUCUGGUGUGCCAACUUCGUUACAGCUCUGGGACAGAUGACCUUAGCUGGUGCUUUUGCCUCUUACUACUGGGCUUUCAGGAAACCAGCUGACAUUCCUGCCUUCCCAGUGUUUUCUUCCAUGGGGAGAGCUCUCAGGUAUCACACAGGGACUCUGGCCUUUGGCUCCCUUAUCCACUCAGUCGUUCAGAUCAUCAGGGUUUUGUUUGUGGUUGAGUAUUUGGUCCUCAAGCUGAAAGGAUCCCAAAAUAAGUUCGCCAAAUUCCUCUUGCGCUGUCUAAAGGGCAGCAUCUGGUGUCUGAAGAAAAUCAACAAGUUCCUGAACCGAAACGCCUACAUUAUGGUGGCGAUAUAUGGCAAAAACUUUUGCACAUCUGCCACAGAUACCUUCUUCCUCCUCAUGAGGAACAAGAGCAGGAUUUCUGUUUUGGACCAAGUAAUAGAUUUCCUCUUAUUUUUGGGCAAACUGCUCAUCGUCGGGCUUGUGGGGGUCUUUGUCGCCUUCAUCUUCUUCUCUGGACAAGUGAAGGCGUUUGAGAAUACCGCUCCCCACCUCAACUACUUCUGGAUGCCCAUCCUGACUGUGGUGAUUGGCUCGUACCUCAUCGCCGAUGAAUUCUUCAGUGUUUACGCCAAGUGUGUGGACACGCUGGUCCUCUGUUACUUGGAGGAUCUCGAGAGGAAUGAUGGCAGUGCCGGGAGGCCCUACAUGAUGCCAGAGAGCCUCUGCACAGUCUUCAACAGGAGGACUUAGAUGGAGUGAGCACUUGAUCAAGCUGCGAGGGGAACCGGUCUGCAGGUCCGCUGUGUUCUCCAAAUGGUUCAGAUCUUUGGUCCAACAUGACGCUCUGCCAGCAUCUUGGCGGGUCCUCGUUCUAAUGUCGUUUUUCUUGUGUUAUUGAUGGUGGAUUUUAACCAUUUUGAGAAUAAUUGCAAUUUUAAGCACAUUUUUAGUGUUUUGAUGUUUUAUUUUAGAUUGAAGAUUAGUUUGAGCAUGUUUUCAACAUUCAAGUGUUACAUGAAGGUACACAGUGUGUUGAAGUUGUUUUCAAGUUGUGAUCGUUUUUAUAUUUCUUUAAAUAUGUAAUCUUCCUUUUUACCAAAGGUGUAACACGUACACUGCCAGUCAGUCGUUAAAGCCUUUCUCUACAUUUAUAUUUGUACUUAAAUCAUCUGAUUCAACUUUUAUCUGCAUCCAUUUAGAGAGAAAUUUAACUGAUGUACAGGUUUUAUCUUUGGGCUUCUGUUGUAUUUUUGGAGUUGAAAUGUUUUUAAAUAAAACCUAGUUUUCUA